UACCAUCUCGACAGCAACACCGACCCAGGCACCGCAUUGAGGAAGAUCCAGACUUCCGGCAGCAUUUCCAUCUCGCCCGAGCUUUUCGAGAAGAUCUAUCUUUCGCCGCAGAACAAAGUCUCUGGUGAUCUCCGAAAGACAUUUGGUAACCCAACUCCAUUGGCACUGUGUGGCUUCUUGCUCUCCCUCACACCGCUUUCGUGCGAUCUGAUGGGCUGGAGAGGAGCCGGUGGCAAUGGUGCAGCUUCGACUGGUGUCUACUUCUUCUUCGGUGGUCUUCUCAUGAUUCUCGGAUCUCUUGGAGAAUUCAUCCUUGGCAACACCUUCCCAUUCGUCGUCUUCGGUAGCUUCGGUGCAUUCUGGCUCGCCUUCGCCGCAACCCUGCAACCAUUCUACAACGCAUAUGGUGCUUAUUCUCCAGACCCACAAGCGCCAGCAAAAGGCCUCGAUACGGUCGGCUUCAACGCGUCAUUCGCCUUCUUCCUCCUCUUCAUGGGCCUCCUCUGCUUCCUCUACAUGAUCCUCGCCCUCCGCACCAACCUCGUCUUCUUCCUCAUCUUCAUGACCCUCGUCCCAGCCUUCGGUCUCCUCGCCGCUGCAUACUGGAACUUGGCAAAGGGCACCCCAGCCGCAGCCGCCAGCGCAAACACCUACAUCAUCGCAGCAGGAGCUCUGACAUUUGUCACCGAUAUGCUUGGAUGGUGGAUCUUCUUUGCCAUCCUGCUCGCUUCUCUCGACUUCCCCUUCCAGCUUCCUGUCGUGGAUCUUAGCAGAUUCGUCAAGGGUGCUAGUGAUAAGAAGAAGGCGAAGGAGUAUGAGGCUUAG
Pseudocercospora fijiensis CIRAD86 is the source of this 825-nucleotide messenger RNA. RefSeq lists its product as uncharacterized. The record is from RefSeq and is a predicted model, not a curated record. Gene Ontology annotation, molecular function: acetate transmembrane transporter activity. Gene Ontology annotation, cellular component: plasma membrane. The annotation marks the transcript as partial. Lineage: Eukaryota; Fungi; Ascomycota; Dothideomycetes; Mycosphaerellales; Mycosphaerellaceae. The transcript is spliced from 4 exons.